Messenger RNA from Oncorhynchus masou masou (cherry salmon), 4044 nucleotides. RefSeq names its product PRELI domain-containing protein 1, mitochondrial-like. Gene Ontology annotation, cellular component: mitochondrial intermembrane space. Gene Ontology annotation, molecular function: phosphatidic acid transfer activity. Gene Ontology annotation, biological process: phospholipid transport. Lineage: Eukaryota; Metazoa; Chordata; Actinopteri; Salmoniformes; Salmonidae. The record is from RefSeq and is a predicted model, not a curated record. The transcript is spliced from 6 exons. The coding region runs from base 264 to 890 and encodes 208 amino acids.
CAUUUUUGGACUAGGCAACUUCCGAUUCAAUGACGACUGCUGUUACGCUACUAUCAAAAUAGGGAACAUGACGGAGGAAAUCUAACUAUUGGUGCACUGAAAAUCCCCAUAAAUGCUGCGAUAGUAUAUCAGGGUUCAGUGUGUGCGUCAGGUGUGGAUGGAGUCAGUAACAUCAGAGCACCCAGCAUAGUUAUCACAGACAGGACAACCCGAAGUAGUCCGUGUUCAGACCAACAGCCUGCACAUCGGCAGGCAGGGGGAGAAUGGUCAAGUACUUCUCUAACGAUGUAGACAUCAGGACCACGUGGGACCAUGUUGUCUCUGCCUUCUGGCAGAGGUAUCCCAACCCAUUCAGUACCCAUGUUCUCACGGAGGACGUGGUGCUCCGCGAGGUGACGGCGGACCAGCGGCUUCUCUCCAGACGCCUGCUCACCAAGACCAAUCGAAUGCCUCGCUGGGCCGAGUUCCUCUUCCCCUCCAACCUAUCACGCUCCGUCUACAUCGUAGAGGACUCCGUCGUCGACCCGGUCACCAAGAGCCUCACCACGUACACCUGGAACCUCAAUCACACUACGUUAAUGACUGUGGAGGAGCGCUGCGUGUUCCAGGAGUCAGAGGACCGGCCUGCCUUCACGCUGCUCAGACGAGAGGCCUGGAUCUCUUCUGGAGUCUACGGCUUCUCCAGACCUAUCCAGGAGUUUGGCUUGGCCCGCUUCAAGAGCAACCAGGUGAAGGCCAUGAAGGGCCUGGAGUACGCUCUGUCUAACUUACACGGAGAGGCACCCCAGCGCCAACCCUGCGUCCGGGACACAGUGAAGACUGCUACAGAGAAAGCCAAGACCCUGGCCUCGGCCGCCUCCCCGCAGAAACAGCCCCAGCAGUACGUGUGACAACGGGAACAUCCACUGCCACCGGCUGGAACGGGACACUGUGCACGCAGGGCAGGCACAAGCAACACAUUCACAUGCAACACACAGGCUGGCCAAUUCUGAUCUUUUUAAGAGCUGAUCUGAUUGGUCAAAAGACCAAUUUGUAAGGAAAAACAAAUCAGAAUUGAGCUGUGCAUGCACACACUCUUUUAGCUGCCUUUUCAUCGACUGGAAGCUUGCUUGUAUCAAGGUCUUGGUGUACAGUAUGUGUACAAUAUGUCCAUCUAAACCACUAACAGCUCUGCCCCUCUGGGGUUAGGCUCUGCCCCUCUGGGGUUAGGCUCUGCCCCUCUGGGGUUAGGCUCUGCCCCUCUGGGGUUAGGCUCUGCCCCUCUGGGGUUAGGCUCUGCCCCUCUGGGGUUAGGCUCUGCCCCUCUGGGGUUAGGCUCUGCCCCUCUGGGGUUAGGCUCUGCCCCUCUGGGGUUAGGCUCUGCUCCUCUGGGGUUAGGCUCUGCUCCUCUGGGGUUAGGCUCUGCUCCUCUGGGGUUAGGCUCUGCUCCUCUGGGGUUAGGCUCUGCUCCUCUGGGGUUAGGCUCUGCUCCUCUGGGGUUAGGCUCUGCUCCUCUGGGGUUAGGCUCUGCUCCUCUGGGGUUAGGCUCUGCCCCUCUGGGGUUAGGCUCUGCUCCUCUGGGGUUAGGCUCUGCCCCUCUGGGGUUAGGCUCUGCCCCUCUGGGGUUAGGCUCUGCCCCUCUGGGGUUAGGCUCUGCCCCUCUGGGGUUAGGCUCUGCCCCACUGGGGUUAGGCUCUGCCCCUCUGGGGUUAGGCUCUGCCCCUCUGGGGUUAGGCUCUGCUCCUCUGGGGUUAGGCUCUGCUCCUCUGGGGUUAGGCUCUGCUCCUCUGGGGUUAGGCUCUGCUCCUCUGGGGUUAGGCUCUGCUCCUCUGGGGUUAGGCUCUGCUCCUCUUGUUUUCAUUAGCCUAGCAUUAAUACGUCUCAGGUACUGAGCCCCUGUUUGACUGCCUGCUACAACCUAGGGACAUGUUCAAUAGGCCCCAAACGCGAGAAAAUGUUCUCAAACCGAGUGAAACUGAGAUAAAAGUAUGUGGACAGCCCUUCAAAUGAUUGGAUUUGGCUAUUUCAGCCACAUGUUGCUGACAGGUGUAUAAAACCAAGGACAGUCAUGCAAUCUCCAUAGACAAACAUUGGCCUUACUGAAGAGCUCAGUGAUUUAACGUGGCACCGUCAUAGGAUGCCACCUUUUCAUCAAGUCAGUACGUCACAUUUCUGUCCUGGUCAACGAAGUGCUGUUAUUGUGAGGCGGAAACGUCUAGGAGCAACAACAAGCUCACAGAAUGGGACUUCCGAGUUCCAAACUGCCUCUGGAUGCAACGUAAGCGCAAUAAUUGUUCGUCGGGAGCUUCAUGAAAUGGGUUUCCAUGGUUGAGCAGGCGCACAAAAGCCUAAGAUUACCAUACGCAAUGCAAAGUGUCGGCUGGAGUGGUGUAAAGCUCGCUACCAUUGGACCAGCGGAAAUGCAUUCUUUGGAGUGAUGAAUCCCGCUUCACGAUCUCUCUGUCUGACGGACGAAUCCGGGUUUGGCGGAAGCCAGGAGAACACUACCUGCCCCAAUGCAGAGUGCCAAAUGUAAAGGUUGGUGGAGGAAGAAUAAUGGUCUGUGGUGGUUUAUGGUUCGGGCCCCUUAUUUCCAGUGAAGGGAAAUCUUAACUCUACAGCAUGCAAUGACAUUCUAGACGUUUCUGUGCUUCCAACUUUGUGGCAACAGUUUGGGGAAGCCCUUUCCUGUUUCAGCACAAUGCCCCCGUGGACAAAGCCAGGUCCAUACAGAAACGGUCUGUCGAACUUGACUGGCCUGCACAGAGCCCUGACCUCAACCCCAUCGAACACCUUUGGGAUGAAUUGGAACGCCGACUGCAAGCCAGGCCUCUUGCCCAACCUCACUGGCUGAAUGGAAGCAAGUCCCCGCAAAAAUGUUCCAACAUCUAGUGGAAAGCCUUCCCAGAAGAGUGGAGGAUGUUAUAGCCGCAAAGGGGGGGACCAACUCCAUAUUAAUGCCCAUGAUUUUGGAAGAGCAGGUGUCCACAUACUUUUGGUCAUGUAGGGUACUUUCUGAACUUAUCCAAAAUAAACACUUUUCUGUUGCAAAAUGUUUUUAUAUGGUGUGCCAUAAUGAACACGACCCUGACUUGAGGAAGCUCUGGGAUACAUCUCUUGUGCACCCAGUGAGGCCUGUUUUGAAAAGCAUAACGUGACAAAUCAGACAUGCCAAAUAACAGUGAUGGUACCAAGACAAGCUGAAGAAAUAAUAUAAAUUCCACAACACUGGAUGCAUGCUGGAGUUGGAGAGUUUAUCAAAUAAUAUAAAUGAUUAGUAAUUAUUGUAUUACCCUUCAACUGUGUCGUUUGACUGAAUUUGUCAGUGAGGUCUACGAUUGAUCUGUUGGAUAUAUCAAGCUAUAUCAAAUUAGGAAUUUGACUUGACAUUUACCAGGGACAGUUGAUGUAUUUAAUUUGUUUUAUUGUACAUUAAUAAUGUAUUAGUCCGACAUUGGUUUGUCUGUCUCUUAAUAUUUUUUGCUACAUUCCUUUAAGGUAGAACUAGCUAUUAUGAUUUUGAAAUCAUUUUGGCUGUGAUUUUAGACUGGAGGAAAUUGUCAUAAGUCUUAACAUUGAAAUAAUACUGCACUUAAAUAAACAUCUGAUUUAAUGUUAUUUGGGAUACAACUUUAUCAGUCUUAUUUCAUUUAGUUUUGGUUCAGGCAUUGUAAACUCCUGCAUAUUAUUGUCAUGAAAUCGGGUAAUGUUCAAUGCCAUGGUUGUCAUAUUCUUAUGAACUAAGUCGCUGUGAUGCUAUUGCAGUAAUCUGACAACAGGGGGCCUGAAACAAGCCUGUGGAAGUUCAGCCAACUAUUUAAAGGGGCAGUGCAGUCAGUGAUUUAUAUAGGUUGCAAUAAUACUGUGAAAUUGUCCUUUUUAGCAUGAGAGCUGUUGGAAAAGACUGCCUGGACUUCUUGCAUUUUGCUAAGAAACUAUUCUUUCUUUGACGAUUUUAACUCUGGGUUUUAAUUGUUACCCAGAACUGAUUUGAUAUAAAAACGGCUGCAUUGGACCUUUUUAUAUUACUGUUUAUCAUUAUCUCCAUAAAUCACUUCACCGUCC